CGUGGGCGAGGAGGAGACCUAAAGAUAAAAAAAGACUACUGUUUAUAAAAUGCGUAGGAGGACAUGACUCUUUUUUUCUCCUACAAAACCUCAUAUGAAAUCCAGGUUUCAAACCUUUGGUUGAAAGUUUCUCAUUGAGGCACAAGGCUCUUUAAUGUCUGUGUAACCUAAAAUGGAAGAAGACGAGUACAUAUUUGAUGCAAGAGACAAAGCAAUUAUAGCUUUAUUGGAAAUGAUAAAGAAUAUGCUUAUGAAGAGGUUGUAUAAGAAGGACGAAUGGAUUAACAGGUAUAUUGGAACAAGAAUUUCAUCAAGAGCAUGGUGUGAUCUGCCUCCAGAGCUUUUAAGGGAGAUAGCAAACAGCUUAGGACUAUUUGAUCUUCUUGCUUUUCGCGGAGUUUGCAAAGACUGGCGCUCUGCUUCUUUCACAGCGUCCGCCCCCAUUGAAUCAGCUCGUGACACAAAGCCAUGUUUCCUACUUCACAAUGACCGCGAUGAGAAAACCAUCCUCUUUAACCCGACCACCAACAAAAAUUACAAUAUCAAUAUCCCCGAAUUGAAAGAAGCAACUUGCCUUGCAUCAACCCAAGGUUGGUUACUUGUAUCCCAAAAAGGUCACGUUUUCUUCUUCUGCCCUUUCUCUCGCGCGAAAAUUGUCCUCCCACCGCUUCAAGAAUCAGAAAUUUCUCCCGGGGCUGCUGUGUUUACUUCUCCUCCUUCGUCAAUUGACUGCGUUACGGCUAUCAUUUAUAAGAAAAAUGAUCAUGUCUUGGAACUAAACGUGCUAGAACGCGGAGUUAGCUCGUGGAUGAAGUAUGAAUAUGAUCUCAAACUCAAACAGAGGAAUUUUGGUGUUGUUAAAGGUGCUACUUCUCAUGAUGGUUGUUUCUAUAUCAUGGAUGAUAAGAACGAGCUAUUGACAUUCACAUUGGAAGAUAAAAGUUUUGAGAUUUACAGGAUAGUUAAUGCAAGUAAGGAUCCAAAUGUGGUAAGCCUGCCCUUUAGGAUAAAGGACAAGUGUUUCAAUAGUAGUGAUUUGAAAAAGCAGAUGAAACUUGGAGAUGAUGUUACUAUUUCUACUUGUGCUUCCUCUUACUUUGGAAGUGAUUCUGAAAUUGUCAUCAAGAAUGAAAACAUUGAGGCCAUGGAAGGAUCUGAAGCUCAACAUUUCAAAGGAAUUUGGAUUCAGCCUAGAUUCUUUCAACUCCCUCCAAAUUAUAGCUGGUCUCUUUGAGGUUUUGCUCUAAUAUUAAAUCAAUUUCCAUCUCUUCACUUCAUUUAUUUAAAACCAAUACAACUAUACAAGUUGUUGGAAUGUAGUGGAUUGAUAACAGUGGGACAGUUUACUUUGAUUAUUUAGUUAUAGCACAUAAAUUUUCAUGUC
Molecule: messenger RNA, 1384 nt
Organism: Lycium barbarum (goji berry)
Lineage: Eukaryota; Viridiplantae; Streptophyta; Magnoliopsida; Solanales; Solanaceae
Product: F-box protein At4g00893-like
Exons: 3
Coding region: 173-1234 (353 amino acids)
Molecular function (GO): protein binding
Source: RefSeq, a predicted model, not a curated record